Messenger RNA from Condylura cristata (star-nosed mole), 4964 nucleotides. RefSeq names its product adenomatosis polyposis coli down-regulated 1 (gene APCDD1). The transcript has 5 exons. Gene Ontology annotation, molecular function: Wnt-protein binding. NCBI's taxonomy places the organism in Eukaryota, Metazoa, Chordata, Mammalia, Eulipotyphla, Talpidae. Gene Ontology annotation, biological process: negative regulation of Wnt signaling pathway. The record is from RefSeq and is a predicted model, not a curated record. Gene Ontology annotation, cellular component: plasma membrane. Bases 95 to 1642 code for a protein of 515 amino acids.
CGCGGCCCCGCGGCGGCUCCCGGGGUGUCGGUUCCGGGACGGCGAGUGACCCCGGCGGAUCGGCGCGCGCGGAGGUCCCGGAGGAAGACUGGAGAUGUCCGGGCCGGGUCGCCUCCUGCUCACGUACCUGUUCCCGGCCCUGCUGCUCCACGGGCUGGGAGAGGGGUCUGCCCUCCUUCAUCCAGAUAGCAGAUCCCACCCAAGGUCCUUAGAGAAAAGUGCCUGGAGGGCUUUCAAGGAAUCACAGUGCCAUCAUAUGCUGAAACAUCUCCACAAUGGUGCAAGGAUCACCGUGCAGAUGCCACCCGCGAUUGAAGGCCACUGGGUGUCCACUGGCUGUGAAGUGAGGUCAGGUCCAGAGUUUAUCACAAGGUCUUACAGAUUCUACCAUAACAACACCUUCAAGGCCUACCAGUUCUAUUAUGGUGGCAACCGCUGCACAAGCCCCACCUACACCCUCAUCAUCCGGGGCAAGAUCCGCCUGCGCCAGGCCUCCUGGAUCAUCCGUGGUGGCACCGAAGCCGACUACCAGCUGCACAAUGUCCAGGUCAUCUGCCACACGGAGGCUGUGGCCGAGAGACUCAGCCAGCUGGUGAACCGCACGUGCCCGGGCUUCAUCCCUGCGGAGGGCGCCUGGGUGCAGGAUGUGCCCUAUGACCUGUGGCGGGAGGAGAAUGGCUGCGAGUGCACCAAGGCCAUGAACUUCGCCAUGCACGAGCUGCAGCUCAUCCGCGUGGAGAAGCAGUACCUCCAGCACAACCUGGACCGCCUGGUGGAGGAGCUCUUCCUCGGCGACAUCCACACUGACGCUGCCCAGAGGAUGUUCUACAGGCCGUCCAGCUACCAGCCACCCCUGCAGAACGCCCAGAACCAUGACCACGCCUGUAUAGCCUGCCGCAUCAUCCACCGGUCAGACGAGCACCGCCCACCCCUGCUGCCCCCCAAGGCUGACCUGACCGUUGGACUGCACGGCGAGUGGGUGAGCCAGCGCUGCGAGGUGCGGCCCGAGGUUCUCUUCCUCACACGCCACUUCAUCUUCCACGACAACAACAACACCUGGGAGGGGCACUACUACCACUAUUCUGAUCCCAUCUGCAAGCACCCCACCUUCACCAUCUACGCUAAAGGCCGCUAUAGCCGGGGUGUGCACUCAUCCAGAGUCAUGGGAGGAACGGAGUUUGUGUUCAAAGUGAACCACAUGAAGGUGACCCCCAUGGAUGCUGCCACAGCCUCAUUGCUCAACGUCUUCAAUGGGAAUGAGUGUGGGGCCGAGGGCUCCUGGCAGGUGGGUGUCCAGCAGGACGUGACACACACCAAUGGCUGUGUGGCGCUGGGAAUCAAACUACCUCACACAGAGUAUGAGAUCUUCAAAAUGGAGCAGGAUGCCCGCGGCCGCUACCUGCUCUUCAAUGGCCAAAGGCCCAGUGACGGGUCCAGUCCGGACAGGCCCGAGAAGAGAGCUACAUCCUACCAGAUGCCCUUGGUCCAGUGUGCAUCCUCUGUGCCCAGAGCCGAGGACUUCGCCGAAGACCACAGGGGCUCCCAGUAUGGGAGCGGGGCCUCGGCGGGGUGUGUUCCCCCUCUGCAACUUGCCGCGCUUGCCGGCCUUUUGACUCUGCUGCACUGGAACAUCUUCAGAUAGAAGUUUUUUAAAAAUUUUAUUUUUCCAAGUCAGGAGUCCUACAGUUUGACAGUUUUGUGCUUUUAACAAAAGAAAAGAUACUUAUUCUUAGGAUGCACUUGAAUGUCCAGAAAGGUCCUGUUUGUCCUGCCUCCCCCCUCUCUCCUGGCCUGAGUUGUGGGAGCAUUCAUGAAGUGCUCUCUGCUCUGAGCUCCACCAGUGGGAGCCCUGGCCUGGGGCCUUACAGGAGUCCGUGCACUUUAAGACCAGAGGGUUUGAGGCUAGUGUGGAGGGAGCAGGGGUGAAAACUAGGUCCUUUUCUUCACUUCCUCUGAGUUACUGUCUUUCUGAGUUGAACUUAGAAGAAACAGUUAUCAAGCUGCAGCUCUUCCUGCCACUAUACUGCGGUUGCUUCCUACCCUCCUCUGAAGCUGGUUGACUCUGAGAUUUGCCACCUGGAACCUAGUACAGAAUUGGUUUGGGAUCACAAUCAAGACACCUUUUGUUAAUAAAGAAGAGACAUGCAUGUAGAUAUGUAUAUAGGAGAAGAUACGAAGCUUAGAGUAGCCACCGUGACCGCCUUCAUGCAGAAAAAAGGAGAGACUCCAAACUUUCUAAUGUUGAGUAGAAAUGUAUCUAUAAUUAAAAUUUCAAAGUAAUUUAAACUAUUGUUGUUCUAACUUGUUGGGAGAAAAGACAUUGGUUAGUGCUGGUUCUGGGAGAUGGUAGACAAGAGCGUUCGAGCAGAUGCCAGAAGCAGCCAGGCUCCCACGCAGCAGUGCCCAGGCUGUGGACAGUGAGUUAAGUGCUGGCAAGUGGUCAGUGCCCCUUCACUUUAAAGUGUCCUCUGUAUGCCACCCUCGUUGUGGCCCAGGUGCCUCUGACUAGGCCUGGGCAGAGAGAGCUUCAUUCUGGCAUCUCUACCACGCCUACCUGGGUGCUUGACGACUUGGCUGUGCAGACAGUGCAGUCAGGGAAGCCAGCCAAGCUGGGUGCUGUGUAGACCCUGGACUAGGGGGACACUCAGGCUUUACGUGGAAGCCUCUGGUCGGUGGACAUGCCAGUUUGACUUGGUAUCUGUCCUGCUGUUGCCUUGACUCUGUCACGCAGUGCGUCUCAGGGUCCCCUGUACAGAGCGCCUCCGUCACAGGCAGUGGGGUGCUUACACCCUUGCUUUACAUUACCACAGGUUGUGCUGUCUGAGCGCUAAGUGCUGUUGCCUGAGGAGACCGCUGGGGGAAGGAGUGGUGACCGAGAGCCUGGGUGUGCUGAAAGGCAAACAUGGAAACUAGGAUCAAGGUCACGAGUUAUACUUGUAUUUAAGAAUUAACUUUAUAAAAUGCUGUAGCAUUCAGUGUGGUGUUAAGUUAUAAUAAGGAUGGCAUGGAGUACCAAAGUGCUUUAUCUUUAGAUUAUAUUUUAAGUUGUGGUGCAUAUUGAGGGGGUUUAUUCAAAUGAAAAUACUAACUUAAUGUCUCUGAGUUAAAUAAACAAAAGAUGUCAAAAAUACUCCCACAAAAUACAUUUUACCUGUGGACCUAUUUAAUUAAUACUAACUUGUCUUUAAAGGAUCUAAUAAAAUUAUGUGAAAGCUAUGUUCACUGCUAAGGGAUACCUCAGUGAUUUACUGUAAAAAUGAUAAAUUUAUAGCCACUUGAUUCAAAACCUUCACUUAGACUUAGCAGAUGAUACUUAAUAAAUGACAUACACAUAUAUAGUCAAAUAUGUAGUUGUUGACUUGUACACAAUGUUUUGUUAAAUGUAUAUGUAUUUAAGGAAGAUAAGAAAUUCAUGUCAUUUUUGGACACACUGUAAUAGCGAGAUUGACCAAUAUAAUCAGUUCACAAAUUUCUACAUGUUAGAUUUAUGACACUUGCUUAUUACUUUUUCCCUCUCAUAUUUCAUAUCUUAUCUUGGUAUGGUCAUGUUAACAUGAGUAAGUAUUUCUAAAAGUAAACUGCCUGAAACAUCCCUGAAAGUCCUCGUUUUGCAUAAGUCAACCAUUAUCCUGAAGAAACCUGUGGAUCUGUUGAUCUAUUUUUAAUAUUUAUUCAGGUAUGAGAAUCAGAAAUUUAACUUAAGACCAUGACACUGUCUGAGGAAGGUAUGACUGAUUAGCAUAUUUUACAAUUAGAUUAGCCCGUAAUAGGCUCCCAGGUACUUGUAAGUGAACCAUAAGUUCUGGUAAGUACUAGAUGAAAAUAGUGAGCACCAAGUUGGUGGCUCCUAGAAUCCUCAGUUGCCUGCAGGCUCCCCUAAACCCACUAAUCCCUGGACUCUCGAAGGAGCUCCUUGGGAUGACGGUCUACCCAGUACAGAUAAAAGUAAUUUUGCCAGAGGCUACAGAGGGGCACCCCUCCCCUCAGGACUCCCAGUGAUGUCCAUCCUCUAGUCCACUGCAGUAGGGGCUGUGGCCCCAAAAGGUGGCUCAACCAUACUCCACAGUUUAUGAUAUGACUUGAAUGUAAGACUCACCGUUUCUGGUUAAAGGGAAAGCUUAAAUGAUAAUAAAAUAGUCUUUAUUCUGCCAACUCUUUGAACUUAUUCUUGAAAACAAUAGUAAUUUUCAAGGACGUAAUCCUCACAGAUACUGUGGUGUUUUAUUUUAAAUGGUACAUCUGAGCCUUACAAGACCUAGGCAGUGGAAGGUAAGGCUGGUAGGUAGCAUGUAAUCAGGCAUCUCAAGACACAGUCUUCAAGGGAACUGCUGGACAGCCAAAAAUGGGUUAUUGAGAAAAGAGUUGGAUGGGCUAGAGAAAGAGGGCUUCCGCUCCAAUGAGGAGUCCUCCGCCCUACACAGACUCUUCUGGCCCUUUUUGAGAAAUCUUCCUAAGUAUACAUUUGCAUCAAAAAUAAAGGUAGCUGAGAUAGAUGUCUUCCACAGAUUUCUAGAUCUGGGGGAAAAACAUAUGCAUACUUUUCUCACCAGUAGGAGAUUUAUAUGCCUAAAACACUGAUUCUUCAAAUCCCUGUAAGUGUUUCUAGUACAAAGUAAACAAUCUCAAGAUUGAUGCUCCCUCAUAGCUUGUAAGUCAGUACAGCAUUAAAAUUGUGUAUUAUAUUAGAAGCAAACAGCUUGGCAGGGUUAACUAAGGUAGACCAGAGUUCUAUGGAAUGAAUGAAUGAAUCCUGUGAAUUGUAAUGAGAACAUAGUGUUUGUUCCUCCACUACAGCUGCCUUAAUACAACUGGAAAUAAAGGAACCUCGUCAAAUAGGGCUGGUUUGCCUUAAAAGUCCUUUGCACAUGUUAAAACUUUUCAGAUGAUUUUUUUUUUCCUAAUGGAGAGCAGUAUACCAGAACUUACAGUCUAUUAAAAAGCAAAACUAUUUUUAAAAGUGCAUU